This is a messenger RNA of Cylindrotheca closterium, 759 nucleotides long. Lineage: Eukaryota; Bacillariophyta; Bacillariophyceae; Bacillariales; Bacillariaceae. The record is from the annotation of a GenBank genome assembly.
AUGGACAAACUCCAAGACCUCAAAUUUUGGAAUAGCCAAAGCAGCCAACUGAAAACCCUCAAUUCGCAAAUUGUCAAGAGCUUGGAAGUCAAAAAGUCAUCCAUUCCUGGAGCUGGAUUAGGGUUGUUUGCUUCCAAAAACAUCAAGGCUGGAUCCAUCGUCAGUUUUUAUCCAGCACAUACCUUAGGAAUCGAACAUGGGGAUGAAUUCCUGUUUGUCUCCAACACGGACCAAAAUCGAGAGUAUUUUCAGCAGCAUCCACCCGACACUUCCAGUUAUUUGCAUGCCACGGAUCAACCCAUUUUCAAUCGACCAUCCUUCAUGUCGUCGAUUCCAGAAAUAAAGGAGGCUCCCGUUUAUUUGGAUGUCAAUCCCAAUGUGCCCGUCUCUCCGGCCUGGGUCUCCCAUUACAUCAAUGACGGGGCCACCUUGAGGGAAAAUUCAAUAGCUGGAGUCGAAGACUAUUACCGAAAUUCCAAAGCCAGCAAGAAUUGCAUUCACGUUCCCUUUGGACCUUCCCCCAUUAUGGCCACAGUGGCCACCAAGAAAAUCAAAAAGGGCCAAGAACUCUUUACGAGUUACGGUUGUGUCUAUUGGAUCGGAGUCCAAUAUAGAGAUGAAGACAGUGCUCCCAUGACCAAAGAGAUACAAGAACAAAUUAAAGAGUCAGCACAGGAUUUGUUUGCGGCCAUGAACGUCGUAUCGACUCGAUACCAAACGGCCACUCAAGCAUUGGAGGAAGUCUUUCGAGAAAUAUAG